GGCAGUCAUUGCAGUUGACGGCAUGAAGAUUGUCACAUGAUCCAUUUCCUCUGUAACUGUAACACAAAUCUCAUUUCCUCAGCUGUCACAACAUCUGUACCUUUAUCUGCAACCGACACUCAUAUGCCUGUAUGCCAACCUGCCUCUUGUCUUGUCUGCCUCCACGUUCAUAGGUGAUGAGAAGCCAUCCACCCCCAGUCAUGAUGGGGAAUUCCAGUAAGCUCGACAACGCCACCCUGUCCCUGUUUAUGAAUGUAAAUGCCAGCCUUGCCAUCUCUGUCAUCUACGUGAUCGUCACUGCGAUAAACCUGGUAGGAAAUGGCCUUUCCAUGUGGAUCCUCAUCUUCCGUACCUCCCCCAAGACCCCCUCCAUCAUCUUCAUGAUUAAUCUCACCCUCACCGACUUGGCCCUUGGAACUGCCCUGCCCUUUCAGAUCGCCUACCAGAUGCAAGGAUACCACUGGAAGAUGGGAGCCAAUAUGUGCAGGGUCAUGACCAUUGUCUUCUACACAAAUAUGUACUGUUCCGUCCUAACUAUGAUGGCCAUUGGAAUUGACCGCUACCUAGGCAUUGUCUGGCCAAUGUGGUUCAGGCAGAUCAGGAAGAGAAAGUCUAAUGCAGUCAUCAGCUGCAUCCUUAUGUGGGGUUUAGUCCUGAGCGUUCUGUACCCGCUGAUGACCACAGACCUGACCUUUAACAUUCCUGAACUCGGGAUUACCACAUGCUUUGACGUGCUAAAGAAAGACAUGCUCCCGAACCUGACUGCCUGGGCGGCCUUUCUCUUCAGCAUGGUGUUUGUCCUCUUCCUCUUCCCUUUCUGUGUCACAACAUUCUGCUACAUUAGUGUCAUACACAAACUGGCCAGAGAUUCCAAGACAGCCCAGAAAAAGAGAGCGAUACGUCUGGCCUUCAUUGUUCUCCUGGUCUUCACCUUGUGCUUUGCUCCAAACAACAUCCUUCUGUUGACUCACACUGUGCUGAGACUCUUCUAUAAGCAGUCAAUGUACAUGUCCUACAAACUGUCUCUCUGUUUCAGCUGCCUGAAUAGCUGCCUUGAUCCGUUCAUUUACUACUUUGCUUCCAAGGAUUUCAGACACAAGCUGCGACAGAUAAUUAAUCUCCAUACUCUGAGUAGUGGGGACUCAAUGAAGAUGGAACAUAGAGAGAGUUUGUACUCGGCACCUUCGGCUUUCGAAAGUCAGGAAAGAGAACAAAGCAAGGUGUCUUUGAUGCCACAGAACACCACAGCAUAGAGACAUAGAAUGAGAAAAAGAGAAUAAAGACUGAGGGAGCUGUGAUAAAGGAAGUGAGAGAGCUAGCAAGUGUGGGUUGCCCUGAGUGUGUCAAAUUCUUACGUCUAACUAUUUCGAAAUCAUUUUACUUCAGCCUUUUUAGGAUUACAACAGAACUAAAGAACAUGGUCAGCAGCUGAGUCUUUUUGAUAACUUUAGUUUUUAUUUUUGCAAUACCUUACACCCUGUAGGCUAUUUUUUUUUUUUGAUGAAAAAAAAGACAUUUAUUGUUUUUUGUAUGUGUAUUUUUAUUUCUGGCAUCAUUACAGUUUUGACGAAAUAUGUAGCAUGCACAAAUGCAAACGAAAUGUGAAUGUGUGUUGUACAGUAUAAGCUUUCUCUGACUGAACAUUUUAACAAUUUUAACAUUGCCUUUGUACAUCUUUGUAAAUGUCUGUGUACUGUAUUUUACUAUGUAUAGAUGACCUAUUCACCUUUUUAACUUGUUUCAAGAUUAUUUUCACUGUUUUUCUUCAUCU
Messenger RNA from Etheostoma cragini (Arkansas darter), 1771 nucleotides. It is a transcript of the gene p2ry8, whose product is annotated as P2Y receptor family member 8. The record is from RefSeq and is a predicted model, not a curated record. Gene Ontology annotation, cellular component: membrane. Lineage: Eukaryota; Metazoa; Chordata; Actinopteri; Perciformes; Percidae. Gene Ontology annotation, molecular function: G protein-coupled receptor activity. Bases 177 to 1253 code for a protein of 358 amino acids. Gene Ontology annotation, biological process: positive regulation of Rho protein signal transduction; phospholipase C-activating G protein-coupled receptor signaling pathway. The transcript is spliced from 3 exons.